Molecule: messenger RNA, 558 nt
Organism: Effrenium voratum
Lineage: Eukaryota; Dinophyceae; Suessiales; Symbiodiniaceae
Source: the annotation of a GenBank genome assembly
AUGCCCAUGCGUGGCAAAGAGGAAGUCGGUGACUUCCUCGAGAAAUUCGCGGAGAUCAAGGCUCUCAAGUUCGUGGCAGAACGAUUCUCCGAUGGCCGCCGCGCUUGUUGCUUCACCUGGAACGUGGAGAUCGCCGGCGCGCCGGAGGAUGCUCCGAGGAUCAAGGGCAUCUCCUUCUACGAGCUGGACGACAAAGGCAAGAUCGCCUACGUGCGCGACAUCCCCGAGAGUCUCCAAAAGCCACCGCCCCUCCAGGCCCUGGCAGCGGCGGUGCAGCCGCGGCUGCGGGUCUUCCUCCCCCGAAGCUCCGUGGUCACCGGGGAGGAGCGCUGCAACUGCGCGGACGCCGGGGGUGUGGUGUGGCCCACCGGGGAGUGCGUGGACGGCGCCACGGUGCUGGCCCGGGGGCACAGGUGGUCGCAGGGGCGGACGGCCAGCGCCGCAGCAUCGCGGAGCGCGCCGGUGAGGCGCAGGGGGCGGUGGUGGUGUACCUCCGCCAUCUCGCCUGACCCUACUGCUGGUCCCACGUGCGAGAGUGGUGCCAACCUGACGUGCUGA